AGAAAAGUCAGAUUCAUCCACGUGUCUUAAUUCUUCUGCUCCGUCCAGCUAUCCGUUAGCCCUACUCUGUUUCUUCUCGUUCUGCAACUUCUCCUCUGCCAUUGAAGAGGAAAAUAGGCAAAAAAGAAAAGAAGGCAAAAGAAAAUAGUAAAUUUCCAUUCAAAUGGGAAAGCUGCUGUGUGAUUCAACGACUGUUGCCGAGUCCUUUCAGGGUUCGUCGCCGAUUGUUCCUUGGAGGGAUCCGAAAUCUGCGCCUCUUGAAGCCAUCAAAGCUGUAGAUCUCGUUAACCAGGCGAGUGUCGCCGCCGUGAGCGAUGGUUGGGAAGAUGUUCUUGGUUUAGAAGAGCAACAGAGGCGGCACUUACAGAGGCUGCAGUCCAAGGGCGUGCUUUGGAAGCCACCUGAGGAUGAGCAUUCCUCUACGCUCAGAUCCGUCGUUUUCCGCCUUUCUCACGGCGGUGAGGUCUCGGCAGACGGCAACUGCCUCUUCACGGCUUCUCAGAAGGCGAUGUGCGGUGAAAUCGACGCGCGGGAUCUGAGGAAGCGCACGGUGAGCAGGUUCUCGGACGAUCUUGGAUCUGCGACUUUUCAGGAGAGAGAAAGCAUUGACGAUGCGAUUCGGCACAUGUACUCGCCGGAUCUGAGGAAUGGGUGGGGUGUACAUGUUGUCCAGGAGGUGAAGUUGUUGGCCAAUAAGGGAGAUCGUGUAGCCCUUGAUUCGGCCAUCGAUGAGCUCGUUCAGCUUGGGAUGCAGAGAGAAAUGGCGGCAGAGUCUAUUUACAAAGAGAGAUGUAUUCCAGUGAACGAUGGUCCCAGUUGGGCCAAAUACAUGUUGAUUUCUGGAUCUCCUGAUGAUGAGUAUGAUAUCAUCACUUUGCAAUAUACUGAGGAGGGCUUGUUAUCUGUAGAUGAGAAUCGAGAGGGUCAUGCUGCAGCUUUUGGUGAUGACAUAGCGAUAGAGUGCCUAGCAACAGAGUUCAAGAGAGAAAUAUAUGUGGUCCAAGCACAUGGUUCUGAUGCUAUGGUUGACGAAGAAAACUGUGUUUUCUUCCUUCCGCAUCGUCCAAGGAGCCAGAUUCUGGAACCUCCCAUUUUUCUCUUCAUGAAAGGAACAGGUUGGUGCGGUGCUGGGGCUGACCAUUACGAGCCCCUGAUUGCUCAUCCCUCCUCACUGGUUUCGCCAGAGAAGGUUGCUGUUGUACUGUGAGGCUCUCGGCCUUCAAUUUUGUGGAAUAGAUACUCUGUGAGAGAGAGAGAGAGAGAGAGAGAGAGUAGCUUUUUAGUUGUUUUCUCCCCUAUAUUUAUGUUUUGGUAUGCAGUGUCUCUCCCCUGAUAACUACUAGUCAGAAGCCAAGGGGGGUAAAUAGCAUUGCAUAGCAUUUAUUUUUCUUUAUGGUUUCCAUCAUUUAAAAAUCAAUUACCAUUGACUCCUAGCAAGCAGGUUUGCCUGCAGUUAAGCAACCUAGGUAGUAUAAUUUUUGUAGUUUUGCCGGCUUCUGUUGUUCCUUUUUGUUGAGUUGAUUAGAGAGGAGGGUACAGCAUGUAGGUAGUGUCUUGUUCAAACUGAAGGUUGUAUCGUGGGGGGUGAGUUUCAUCAAUUGAAUGAAGGAAAGUGACUCCUUGUUUUUUGGGCCAUA
This is a messenger RNA of Neltuma alba, 1637 nucleotides long. RefSeq lists its product as uncharacterized. The transcript has 4 exons. The coding region runs from base 164 to 1207 and encodes 347 amino acids. The record is from RefSeq and is a predicted model, not a curated record. Lineage: Eukaryota; Viridiplantae; Streptophyta; Magnoliopsida; Fabales; Fabaceae.